GACAGCAGGGAGGAGGCGCUGCGAACGCUGUACAGGGGGGAGUUGGGGACAGCGUGCCGAAUUGUGUGUAUGAGCGACACUGUUAGGGCUGGAAGGAUUGCAGCUGGUCUCGGGCGCUCGCAUCGCACCAGGGCAAGUUCUCUCUGUAGCUCCGUUUGCGCUGCAGAAAAUCUAAUGCGCGUCGGAUUAUGUGCAAGUGCCUGUGGAGCCGGCGCUGCCGCCAUAUUGGAGCCGAGUAUCAGUGACUGAGCGCCGGGGACUCGACUGACAGGCGGUGGGAGCGGAGGAGCGUCGAGGGGGGCGCUGCUGCUACUGCCGCCGCUGGUGACGCAGGAAAAACACCCAGAAACAGACACACACAUACACAGAUAGAGCCAAGGAAGUGACACCGUCCCCACGCACACAAUUCGCGGCAGAACCCGCUGUCCGGGCGUGUUGAUGAAGCUGAGCGCGGGCCCGAGGAGCCACACGGGCUGUGGAGCGCCCAGCUAGCCGGCCGAAAGGAGUGAAGCCGUUCUCGUUCUCGGGUUAUGCAAUGGUCUCACCAAGACGUCCCGAUCCUCAGCCGGUGCCCUCUCGCUCAGACACAGGCCGCUGAGGAGUCUGUGAUUCCCUCCACUGCCACAGCCACAUAAGCAGACAAAAUUGCAAAGAUCUGCCCCGUGUCGAGCAUGACGGCCACGACCCGUGGCUCUCCUGUGGGGGGAAACGACAGCCAGGGCCAGGCGCCUGAUGGCCAGUCGCAGCCCCCACUCCCUCAGAACCAGACUUCCUCCCCGAACUCGUCAAACGAGAACUCCCCGGUGAGCCCCCCCGAGGAACACGGCCAGGGCGAUGCUCCUUCCCAGCUGGAAGAUGAGGAGCCCGCCUUCCCCCACACCGAUCUCGCCAAGCUGGAUGACAUGAUCAACCGGCCCCGGUGGGUGGUGCCAGUUCUGCCAAAGGGUGAAUUAGAAGUUCUUCUAGAAGCUGCUAUAGAUCUUUGCAAAAAAGGACUCGAUGUCAAGUGUGAAGCAUGCCAGAGGUUUUUUCGAGAUGGGUUGACUAUCUCCUUUACGAAAAUCCUGACGGACGAGGCAGUGAGUGGCUGGAAGUUUGAGAUUCAUAGGUGCAUCAUCAACAACACUCAUCGCCUGGUGGAGCUAUGUGUGGCCAAGCUCUCUCAGGACUGGUUCCCCCUUCUCGAGCUGCUGGCCAUGGCCCUCAACCCCCACUGCAAGUUCCACAUCUACAACGGCACACGGCCCUCGGAGACUGUGCCUGCAGGUGUGCAGCUGGCCGAAGAUGAGCUCUUCGCUCGCCCUCCCGAUCCCCGCUCGCCCAAGGGUUGGUUGGUGGAUUUAAUAAACAAGUUUGGCACAUUAAACGGGUUUCAGACGCUGCACGACCGCUUUAUGAGUGGCCAGGCACUGAAUGUUCAGAUCAUCGCUGCGCUCAUCAAGCCUUUCGGACAGUGCUAUGAGUUCCUUACAUUACACACAGUGAAGAAGUACUUCCUCCCCAUUAUAGAAAUGGUUCCCCAGUUUCUAGAAAAUCUCACAGACGAGGAAUUGAAAAAAGAAGCCAAGAACGAAGCCAAAAAUGAUGCUCUGUCAAUGAUAAUCAAGUCAUUGAAGAACCUUGCAUCGCGGGUACCAGGGCAAGAGGAAACAGUGAAAAAUUUAGAAAUAUUUAGGUUAAAAAUGAUUCUUAGGUUAUUGCAAAUUUCUUCUUUUAAUGGAAAAAUGAAUGCACUAAAUGAAGUUAACAAAGUGAUAUCGAGCGUUUCAUAUUACACGCAUCGACAUGGCAACCCCGAGGAGGAAGAGUGGUUGACAGCAGAGCGCAUGGCGGAGUGGAUCCAGCAGAACAACAUCCUGUCUAUCGUGCUGAGGGACAGUCUCCACCAACCUCAGUAUGUUGAGAAACUAGAGAAGAUCCUCCGCUUUGUUAUCAAGGAGAAGGCCCUGACACUCCAGGACUUGGAUAACAUCUGGGCAGCCCAGGCUGGCAAGCAUGAAGCUAUUGUGAAGAACAUGCACGACCUUCUUGCGAAGCUUGCUUGGGAUUUUUCACCGGAGCAACUGGAUCAUCUCUUUGAUUGUUUCAAGGCAAGUUGGACAAAUGCAAGCAAGAAGCAGCGGGAAAAGUUGCUGGAGUUAAUCCGACGCCUAGCUGAGGAUGACAAAGAUGGUGUGAUGGCCCAUAAGGUGCUGAAUCUGCUGUGGAACCUAGCUCACAGCGACGACGUCCCUGUGGACAUCAUGGACCAGGCCCUAAGCGCUCACAUCAAGAUCCUAGACUAUAGUUGCUCCCAGGACAGAGACACACAGAAGAUCCAGUGGAUAGACCGCUUCAUCGAAGAGCUGAGAACCAAUGACAAAUGGGUGAUACCCGCACUAAAGCAGAUCAGAGAGAUCUGCAGCUUGUUUGGGGAAGCUCCUCAGAAUCUCAGAAAGAAAAUUCCUAUUAACAUAGAAAAGAACUUAGUGGGUCAGACUCAGCGGAGCCCGCACGUGUUCUAUCGGCAUGACUUGAUCAACCAGUUGCAGCACAACCAUGCGCUGGUCACCUUGGUGGCUGAGAACCUGUCAGCGUACAUGGAGAGCAUGAGGCAGUUUGUCAAAGAGGAGCGUGCAGACUUCGACCCGCAGACAGUGCGGCCCGGCAGUCGCUACAGUCACGUGCAGGAAGUCCAGGAGAGGCUCAACUUCUUGAGGUUCCUCCUGAAGGACGGCCAGCUCUGGCUGUGCGCGCCGCAAGCCAAACAGAUUUGGAAAUGCCUGGCUGAGAACGCAGUCUUCCUUUGUGACCGCGAGGCUUGUUUCAAGUGGUACUCAAAGUUGAUGGGUGAUGAGCCAGACCUGGACCCAGACAUCAACAAGGACUUCUUUGAGAACAAUGUUCUGCAGCUGGACCCCUCACUGCUCACAGAGAAUGGCAUGAAGUGCUUUGAGCGCUUCUUUAAGGCUGUGAACUGCCGGGAGGGCAAGUUGGUGGCGAAACGGAGGGCGUACAUGAUGGACGACCUAGAGCUCAUCGGCCUGGACUACCUCUGGAGGGUUGUGAUUCAAGGGAGUGAUGAGAUCGCCAAUCGAGCAAUCGACUUACUUAAAGAGAUAUAUACAAACCUUGGACCAAAACUGCAAGUCAAUCAGGUGGAGAUCCACGAAGAUUUCAUUCAGUCGUGUUUCGACCGGUUGAAGGCCUCUUACGACACCUUGUGUGUGUUGGACGGGGACAAAGACAGUAUUAACUGCGCCAGGCAGGAGGCAAUUCGGAUGGUCCGCGUGCUCACUGUCCUAAGGGAGUACAUCACCGAGUGCGACAGCGACUACCAUGAGGAGAGGGCUAUUCUCCCCAUGUCCAGAGCUUUUCGGGGCAAGCACAUCACGCUCAUAGUGCGUUUCCCAAACCAAGGCCGGCAAGUGGAUGACCUGGACAUUUGGUCGCACACCAAUGACACGAUAGGAUCUGUGCGGCGCUGUAUCCUCAACCGAAUAAAGGCGAACAGCGCACACACCAAGGUUGAGCUCUUCAUCGGCGGAGAGAUUGUGGAUCCUGCCGAUGACAGGAAGCUGAUUGGCCAGCUCAACCUCAAAGAUAAAACCUUAAUCACAGCCAAGCUCACCCAAGUUAGCUCCAAUAUGCCUUCAAGCCCCGACAGUUCCUCCGACUCCUCCACAGGGUCUCCUGGGAACCAUGGCAACCAUUACAGUGAUGGGCCCAACCCCGAGGUGGAAAGCUGUCUUCCUGGAGUGAUCAUGUCACUGCACCUACGCUACAUCUCCUUUCUGUGGCAAGUAGCAGACCUGGGCUGCAACCUCAACAUGCCUCUCCUGAGGGAUGGCGCACGUGUCCUUAUGAAGCUCAUGCCGCCUGAUAACACUACAGUAGAGAACCUGCGGGCUACAUGCCUGGAUCAUGCCAAACUGGGGGAGAACAGCCUCAGUCCCACUUUGGACUCUCGUUUCUUCGGCCCCUCUCCAUCCCAAGUGCUCUAUCUGACUGAGGUGGUCUACGCCUUGCUCAUGCCAGCCAGCGGGACGCUCGGAGAGGACGCCAGUGACUUCCAGUACAACUUCUUGAAAAGUGGCGGGCUGCCCCUGGUCCUGAGCAUGCUGACUCGGAACAACUUUCUCCCCAAUGCGGACAUGGAAACGAGGCGGGGCGCCUAUCUGAACGCUCUCAAGAUUGCUAAGUUGUUACUGACAGCUGUGGGCUUCGGCCAUGUGAAGGCUGUGGCCGAAGCCUGCCAGCCAGGCGGAGAGGGGACAGCCCCCGUCUCACCGAUAAACCAGGCAACACAUGACCAGGCCAUUGUGCUCCAGAAUGCCCUGCAGAACAUUCCCAACCCUUCGUCUGAGUGCAUGCUCCGCAACGUGGCCAUCCGGCUCGCCCAGCAGAUCUCAGACGAGAAUUUCUUCCAGGCUUCCAAGUACAUCCCAGACAUCUGUGUGAUCAGGGCCAUACAGAAGAUUGUCUGGGCAUCGGGCUGCAGCAUGAUACAGCUGGUCUUCAGCUCUAACGAGGAGAUCAGCAAGAUAUACGAGAAGGCAAACGCGGGGAACGAACCAGAUGCAGAGGACGAGCAGGUGUGCUGUGAGGCCCUGGAGGUGAUGACAUUGUGCUUUGCGCUUCUCCCCACGGCACUUGACACGCUCAGCAAGGAAAAAGCCUGGCAAACCUUUAUCAUCGACUUGCUGCUGCACUGCCAGAGCAAGUCUGUGCGUCAGAUGGCCCAGGAACAGUUCUUCCUCAUGGCCACGAGGUGUUGCAUGGGACACAGGCCGCUGCUCUUCUUCAUCACCCUUCUUUUCACAGUUUUAGGUAGCACUGCAAAGGAGAGGGCUAAACAUGCUGGGGACUACUUCACAUUGUUAAGGCACCUACUCAAUUACGCAUACAGUAGCAACAUCAGCCUCCCCAACGCAGAGGUUCUUCUGAAUAAUGAGAUAGACUGGUUGAAACGAAUCAGGGAUGAGGUAAAACAGACAGGAGAGACUGGGGUUGAGGAGACCAUUCUUGAGGGCCACCUUGGCAUCACAAAGGAGCUGUUGGCUUUCCAGACCCCGGAGAAGAAGUACUACAUUGGCUGUGAAAAGGGUGGUGCCAAUUUGAUUAAGGAGCUGAUUGAUGACUUCCUGUUCCCUGCCUCCAAUGUGUACCUGCAAUACAUGAAGAGUGGCUCGUUCCCAGGCGAGCAGGCCAUUCCUGUGUGCAGCACGCCGGCCACCAUCAAUGCUGGCUUUGAGCUGCUGGUUGCGCUUGCUGUCGGAUGUGUGCGCAACCUCAAGCAGAUCGUCGAUACGCUCACAGACAUGUAUUACUUGGGUUCGGAAGCACUUGCAGAGUGGGAGUACUUGCCCCCUGUUGGCCCCAGGCUCACCAAAGGCUUCGUGGGUCUGAAGAAUGCAGGCGCCACCUGCUACAUGAACUCAGUCAUCCAGCAACUUUACAUGAUCCCUCCCAUCCGCAAUGGUAUCCUGGCCAUCGAGGGCACAGGCACCGAUGUGGAUGACGACAUGUCCGGGGACGAGAAGCAGGAUAACGAGAGCAAUGUGGACCCGCGGGAUGAGGUUUUCAGCUAUCACCACCAGUUUGAAGAGAAACCUUCUCUCAACAAGUCUGAAGACAGAAAGGAGUACAACAUUGGUGUACUGCGCCACCUGCAGGUCAUCUUUGGGCACCUGGCUGCCUCCCGGCUCCAGUACUACGUGCCCAGAGGGUUCUGGAAACAAUUUCGGUUGUGGGGAGAGCCGGUUAAUCUUAGGGAACAGCACGAUGCACUUGAGUUCUUCAAUUCCCUUGUGGACAGCUUGGAUGAGGCCCUGAAAGCUCUCGGUCACCCAGCCAUGCUGAGCAAAAUCCUGGGGGGGUCGUUUGCGGAUCAAAAGAUUUGCCAGGGUUGUCCUCACAGGUACGAGUGCGAGGAGUCCUUCACAACACUGAAUGUCGACAUCAGAAACCACCAGAACCUCCUGGACUCAAUGGAGCAAUAUGUCAAAGGAGACCUACUUGAGGGUGCCAAUGCCUACCACUGUGAAAAGUGCAAUAAGAAGGUUGACACGGUGAAGCGUUUGCUCAUCAAGAAGCUGCCUCCUGUCCUGGCCAUCCAGCUGAAGAGGUUCGACUACGACUGGGAACGGGAGUGUGCCAUCAAGUUCAACGACUACUUUGAGUUCCCCCGGGAACUGGAUAUGGAGCCGUAUACAGUGGCGGGCGUGGCCAAGCUGGAGGGUGACGAUGUCCAUUCUGAGAACCAGGUGAUCCAAAAUGAGCCUUCGGAAAGCGACGCCCCGGGCAGCUCCAAGUACCGACUGGUGGGCGUGCUGGUGCACAGCGGCCAGGCGAGCGGUGGCCACUAUUACUCCUACAUUGUCCAAAGAAAUGGUGGCGACGGUGAGCGGAAUCGCUGGUACAAGUUCGACGAUGGCGAUGUCACUGAGUGCAAGAUGGAUGAUGACGAGGAGAUGAAGACGCAGUGCUUUGGAGGGGAGUACAUGGGCGAGGUCUUUGACCACAUGAUGAAACGGAUGUCCUACCGGCGGCAGAAGAGGUGGUGGAACGCAUACAUCCUGUUCUAUGAGCGCAUGGACUCUCUGGACAAGGACAGCGAGCUGGUGAAGUACAUUUCAGAGCUGGCCAUCAGCACCAAGCCACACCAGAUCAAGAUGCCAGCUGCCAUCGAGUGUAGCGUGCGCAAGCAAAACGUGCAGUUCAUGCAUAACCGUAUGCAGUACAGCCUGGAAUAUUUCCAGUUUAUAAAAAAACUUCUGACCUGUAACAGUGUCUAUUUAAACCCGCCUCCAGGGCAAGAUCAUCUUUUGCCUGAAGCAGAGGAAAUAGCUAUGAUUAGUAUUCAGCUCGCUGCUAGGUUCCUGUUUAGUACAGGAUUUCACACAAAGAAAAUAGUCCGUGGCCCCGCCAGUGACUGGUACGACGCCCUGUGCAUCCUGCUCCGGCACAGUAAAAAUGUGCGCUGCUGGUUUGCACACAACGUGCUCUUCGCCCACACCACUCGCUUCUCCGAGUACCUGCUGGAGUGUCCCAGUGCCGAAGUGCGCGGUGCCUUCGCCAAGCUCAUCGUGUUUAUUGCUCACUUCUCCCUGCAAGAUGGGCCGUGCCCCUUUCCCGCUGCCUCGCCAGGGCCUUCUGCUCAGCAGUCGUGUGACAGUCUCAGCCUGAGUGACCACUUGCUGAGAGCUGUACUGAACUUGCUCAGGAGGGAGGUGUCGGAACACGGACGCCAUCUGCAGCAGUACUUCAACCUCUUUGUCAUGUACGCCAACCUCGGCAUGGCAGAGAAGACCCAGUUGCUGAAGCUGAGUGUACCCGCCACCUUCAUGCUGGUGGCUCUAGACGAGGGUCCUGGACCUCCUAUCAAGUACCAGUAUGCCGAGCUGGGCAAGCUGUACACUGUGGUGUCGCAGCUGGUGCGCUGUUGCGAUGUAUCAUCGCGCAUGCAGUCUUCAAUCAAUGGUAAUCCACCUCUUCCAAACCCGUACGGUGACCCCAGCUUGUCACAGCCCAUCAUGCCGGUGCAGCAGCUCGUGGCGGAGAUCCUGUUUGUGCGUACCAGCUACGUGAAGAAGAUCAUCGAGGACUGCAGCAACUCAGAGGAGACUGUCAAGCUGUUGCGCUUCUGCUGCUGGGAGAAUCCACAGUUUUCCUCCACUGUGCUCAGCGAGUUACUGUGGCAGGUGGCGUACUCCUACACAUACGAGCUCAGGCCUUAUCUAGACCUGCUGCUGCAAAUUCUGCUCAUCGAGGACUCUUGGCAGACCCAUCGGAUCCACAAUGUGUUGAAGGGCAUCCCCGAUGACAGAGACGGCCUAUUUGAUACCAUCCAGCGCUCCAAAAACCACUACCAGAAGCGGGCCUACCAGUGCAUAAAGUGUAUGGUGGCCCUCUUUAGCAACUGUUCGGUGGCCUAUCAGAUCCUCCAGAGCAACGGGGACCUGAAGAGGAAGUGGACCUGGGCGGUGGAGUGGCUGGGAGAUGAGCUGGAGCGGCGGCCGUACACUGGGAACCCGCAGUACACAUACAACAACUGGUCGCCACCUGUUCAGAGCAACGAGACCUCCAAUGGCUACUUCCUGGAGCGCUCGCACAGUGCCAGGAUGACCCUGGCCAAGGCCUGCGAGCUGUGUCCCGAGGAGUGUCACUUAAUGAAGCACGAGGUGGCGUCUGAAGAAGACGCCGCGCAGAUGUCGUCCUCGCCGCAGCCACUUUUGCCAGGGGACGUGGCAGGACAGCAGCCGCCCACUGAACCCGAGGACCAGGAUGCUCCCGAGGAGCACGAUGCCUCCCCUCCGGAGGACAGCACGCUGUACCCCAACCCCCCGGGGACACAGUAUCAGCAGAACAACCACCCGCAGGGGCAGCCAUACACGGGGCCUGCUGCUCAGCACAUGAACAACCCUCCCCGCCCAGCCCAACGAGCACAAGAGAACUGGGAGGGCCCAGAGGACCCGGCGCAGGCCCCCGCCAAGGAGUAGGACUCCCCGCUCACACGCGCCUGCCCUCUCCAUCGAGAUGCUCAAUCAAAGUGCAAGACCAGGCCUUACAGUUCAUUUGUGCCUCCAGGCCCCACCCCCUUGUGUUCACAAGUCAGUUUUUUUUAAAAUUAAUUUUUCUAGGGGUAUUUAACCUGGAGCGGAGUAUCAAUUCACUGUCGGCCCUGCAGAAUUUUGAUCUCUGAAAACGUAACCCGGCUGCAGUGAGUAGUGUAAAGUGGUGUAAGAGAUGGGGCCCGAGGCUUGCGCAGAACCCCGCAGAAGGUGUACAUAGUACGGUGACGGCAGUAAUGAUCCACUUCCUGCAGCAAGGCUGAUCGCUGCUGUAGGGAGACGUUGCAGGUUGACAGAGGGCACAAACAGAUUUGGGGGGACUUGCUUUGUCAUCUGUGCUCAGCAGUGAGGUUUCGUUUGGGUCCUUUGCAUUUUUUUUUUCUUUUUUUUUUUUUAA
This is a messenger RNA of Scleropages formosus (Asian bonytongue), 8949 nucleotides long. RefSeq names its product ubiquitin specific peptidase 9 (gene usp9). Gene Ontology annotation, cellular component: cytosol; nucleus. Gene Ontology annotation, biological process: cell migration; protein deubiquitination. The transcript has 47 exons. Bases 672 to 8480 code for a protein of 2602 amino acids. Gene Ontology annotation, molecular function: cysteine-type deubiquitinase activity. The record is from RefSeq and is a predicted model, not a curated record. Lineage: Eukaryota; Metazoa; Chordata; Actinopteri; Osteoglossiformes; Osteoglossidae.